Tupaia belangeri chinensis (Chinese tree shrew) is the source of this 1677-nucleotide messenger RNA. RefSeq names its product profilin-4. NCBI's taxonomy places the organism in Eukaryota, Metazoa, Chordata, Mammalia, Scandentia, Tupaiidae. Gene Ontology annotation, cellular component: cell cortex. The record is from RefSeq and is a predicted model, not a curated record. Gene Ontology annotation, molecular function: quinone binding; quinone reductase (NADPH) activity; actin monomer binding. The transcript has 9 exons. Bases 250 to 1611 code for a protein of 453 amino acids.
CCCUGCGGCCUCUCAGAUCGGGAAGGAAGCUGGCGGCGGGUGCCAGCUCUGAGCCGGUGGUGCUUUGCGAAAACGGCCGAGUCCCUUUCUCUCGUUGACAGACAGCUGUCACAGCCAAUCCGCGCCGCGCCCCGGCCCGCAACUGCGUCGGUUGAAGGGCGGGUCCUCCGCACGCCCGCCCCUCGCAAACGCCGGGCUUGGAGUCCGCGGCGGCGUCGGAGCUGUCCUUGCUGGUUCCGUAGCUGAGACAUGAGCCAUUUGCAGAAUUUACUGUUAGACUCCCUCCUGGGAACAAAGCACGUGGACAGUGCAGCCCUCGUCAAACUCCAUGAGCGCACCCUGUGUGUAGCCACGCCGGGAUUUAGUGUGAUGCCCAGUGAUGUCCGCACACUCGUGAAUGGAUUUGCCAAGAACCCUUUGCAAACUCGAAGAGAAGGACUGUAUUUCAAGGAAAGGGAUUACAAAUGUGUCCGGGCAGAUGACUAUUCUCUUUAUGCUAAGAAUGAAAACACGGGUGUGAUCGUUGUAAAGACCAAUCUGUAUCUUCUGGUGGCAACUUACACUGAAGGCAUGUGUCCUAGCAUCUGUGUAGAAGCCACAGAGAAGCUGGACAAAAUGUUAGCUGUGCACUUUGACAAGCCAGGAGGACCAGAGAAUCUCUACGUGAAGGAGGUGGCCAGGCCACACCCCAGGGAGGGUGAGGUCCUCCUGAAGGUGGUGGCCAGUGCCCUGAAUCGGGCGGACUUACUCCAGAGACAAGGUCAAUACUCUCCACCCCCAGGAGCCAGCAGCAUUUUGGGACUCGAGGCCUCUGGACAUGUGGCAGAGCUGGGGCCUGGCUGCCAGGGGCACUGGAAGAUCGGAGACUCGGCCAUGGCUCUGCUGCCUGGUGGGGGCCAAGCUCAGUAUGUCACUGUUCCCGAAGGGCUCCUCAUGCCUAUCCCAGAGGGACUGAGCCUGCCCCAGGCUGCAGCUGUCCCAGAGGCCUGGCUCACCGCCUUUCAGCUGCUACACUGCGUGGGAGGCGUACAGGAGGGGGAGACAGUGCUCAUCCAUGCCGGCACAGGUGGGGUGGGCACGGCUGCCAUCCUUCUGACCAGGCUGCUCAAAGCCGUCCCACUGGUGACCACGAGCUCCAAGGAGAAUGUCCAGAUGGCCCAGAGGCUGGGAGCUGCAGCAGGGUUUGAUUACAAGAAGGAGGACUUCGCGGAGGAGGCUCUGAAGGCCACACAGGGUGUGGGCGUCAACGUGAUCCUAGACUGCAUUGGUGGCUCCUACUGGGAGAAGAACCUCCACUGCUUGGCUGCAGAUGGUCGGUGGGUUCUGUAUGGCCUCAUGGGAGGAGCAGAUGUCAAUGGACCACUGCUUUCCAAGCUGUUGUGUAAGCGAGGAAGUCUGCGGGCCAGUCUCCUGAGGUCCAGGGACAAGAAGUAUAAGGAAUCAUUGGUGAAGACUUUCACGGAGCAAGUCCUACCCCACUUUUCCCCUGGGAGUGCCGUGCAGCUGCAGCCUGUCGUGGACCAAAUCUUCGCCAUGGCUGAUGUUCAGAAGGCCCACUCUCGCAUGGAGGCCAACAAGAACGUGGGCAAAAUUAUCCUGGAGAUGCCCUGAUGGACACGAGCUGUGGCCAAUGGGAGACACUGAGCCUCUGGGGAUUGUGGGUUACCAGGUCAGGGU